AUGGGCGACAUCAAGCGAGGCGUGGGGCACUGCGACAUCAAGCGAGGCGUGGGGCACUGCGACAUCAAGCGAGGCGUGGUGCACUGCGACAUCAAGCGAGGCGUGGGGCAUUGCGACAUCAAGCAAGGCGUAGGGCACUGCGACAUCAAGCGAGGCGUGGGGCACUGCGACAUCAAGCGAGGCGUGGGGCACUGCGACAUCAAGCGAGGCGUGGGGCACUGCGACAUCAAGCGAGGCGUGGGGCACUGCGACAUCAAGCGAGGUGUGGGGCAGUGCGACAUCAAGCGAGGCGUGGGGCACUGCGACAUCAAGCGAGGCGUGGUGCACUGCGACAUCAAGCGAGGCGUGGGGCACUGCGACAUCAAGCGAGGCGUGGGGCAGUGCGACAUCAAGCGAGGCGUGGGGCACUGCGACAUCAAGCGAGGCGUUGGGCACUGCGACAUCAAGCGAGGCGUGGGGCACUGCGACAUCAAGCGAGGCGUGGGGCACUGCGACAUCAACGUGGGGCACUGCGACAUCAAGCGAGGCGUGGGGCACUGCGACAUCAACCGAGGCGUGGGGCACUGCGACAUCAACCGAGGCGUGGGGCACUGCGACAUCAAGCGAGGCGUGGGGCACUGCGACAUCAAGCGAGGCGUGGGGCACUGUGACAUCAAGCGAGGCGUGGGGCACUGCGACAUCAAGCGAGGCGUGGUGCACUGCGACAUCAAGCACCACAACAUCCUCUCCGCCUCGCCUCUCUCCAACCCCACACCUUGCCAACGCGCUGCUAGCCUUGCUGCGCCUGCGCGCCCCGCUCCUGCUGCCCGCCUCCUCGCCCGUCCCCUCGGUGCGUGCCUCUUCCCGGCUGACAGUGGGGGCAGUGCGCAGGUGAUGGCGGAGGGGCAGCGCGCGUGCAGCACUCCCGCAGGCACGCCUGGGUACAUGGCGCCGGAGGUGGAGGCCUUCUGCCGCCCUCGAUGCCCGCCCGCCCCUGGCGCCACGAAGAAGGGAAGAGGAGUAGUGGCGAGAGCAGCAGGCGUGGAGGCAGAGGCAGGUGGGUAUGGGCAGGAAGAGGACGUGUGGUCGCUGGGGGUGACGCUGUUCGAGAUGAUCGCAGGCAAGCGGCCGUACGCGGGGGAGGCGCCUCAGCAGGGCGAGUGGCACGCGCGCAUGGAGGGGGCAGCGUGGGAGGGCAUGUCUGAGGAGUGCCGCGCGCUGGUGAGCUGCAUGCCAAGAGUGCGGAGGAGAGGCUCACCAUGGCGCACUCGUGCCACCACCCCGCCAUGA
Messenger RNA from Closterium sp. Yama58-4, 1269 nucleotides. The record is from the annotation of a GenBank genome assembly. Lineage: Eukaryota; Viridiplantae; Streptophyta; Zygnematophyceae; Desmidiales; Closteriaceae.